AUGUUACGUAGAACACCCAUUUCGAGUUCUAUAUUCAAUUAUGGUCGUCACAAGAGCUUACAGUUUCGUUUAUUCUCAACCGAAACAAUUUACAAGCUUAGUGGGAGAAAUAGGCAGAGAAUUUAUGCGUUAAGAAAGGUUUACUCGCCUCUUCUGAUACAUAAAAAAGGGUCACAAGAAUGGAUCAAACUUAUUAACUCUGGGAAAGUCUGGGAGGACUACUUUCGUCCAUUUGAAUGGCGCGCACAAGAUUAUGACUUUCAAGCAGAAUACAACCGUUUUUUGAAAGUAAUCGAUGGUAUCAAAGGCUCCUCAAAAAUUCCGUCUGUGGACCUUCUACGAGGAAUGAUCGUGAGCUUUACACAGCACAGUUGCGCCAUGGAAGGAAAUACACUGGGACUAAGGGAAACACAAAGAGUUUGGAAUUCGUUGAAUAAGAACUGCAACUUGGGUGAUUUUCUGAAAAAUCAAGAAAUGAUGCUACCUGCACCAAAUAUUCUUUCUGAUAAGCCAGAAGAUGAAGUCAUCGAAAUCCGAAAUCAUCUACUUGCAACUUAUUUUCUUUAUAAUAAUUUGUAUAAGUGUGAGCACGAAAUUGACCUUGAUAGUAUCAAGAAGGUCCAUCGCAUUCUUUUAAAAGAUACACCUAUGGAGGUAAUUGAAUUGGAGGAGGACGAAGCUCAUGAUCGUUCACUUUAUCAACACGCAGGAGAGUUCCGAAAGGUGGAAGUAGAAGCACGUGGUUCUGUUUACACCGUUUAUCCACUUCCAGCGGAAGUGCCUGCAUUGAUGGAAAGAUUCAUACAAUUUCGGGACGGGAGCAAGAAUAGUGGUCUUCAUCCUCUCAUAAUUGCGAGUCGUAUACUUUCAACCUUCCUUCAUGUUCAUCCAUUUAUCGACG
Molecule: messenger RNA, 901 nt
Organism: Paraglomus occultum
Lineage: Eukaryota; Fungi; Glomeromycota; Glomeromycetes; Paraglomerales; Paraglomeraceae
Source: the annotation of a GenBank genome assembly